Molecule: messenger RNA, 1980 nt
Organism: Amphimedon queenslandica
Lineage: Eukaryota; Metazoa; Porifera; Demospongiae; Haplosclerida; Niphatidae
Exons: 10
Coding region: 1163-1876 (237 amino acids)
Source: RefSeq, a predicted model, not a curated record
GGGAGGGGCUCGUUUUGUUGCAUAACUGCUGCAUAGCUUGCAUGUAAUGGCAGUAGUUUUUCUUUUAUUUCUUCUCGUUGUGUCUGAGGGAUCUUUCUUUGAUGGUCCUUUACAACCAAAGUUUUCAGAGACAUACAAAGCAUGGAUUUUCCAAACAAUUUAUGCUUACAACACGACCAUUGAGGCAAACGGUUACACUGUAAGAGAUCAAGCUGGAGGGAGAGAGAUUCAAAAUGUCACAAUCAGAUAUGAAAAUGGAACACUCCUUGAUCAGUACUCCCAGCUUCACAGAAUGGACAUUAACACAACAUUCCUGACCACCUGGGACAUUAAAGGUAAUACGACUUGCGUGAAAUCAGCUGGUUUGAUGACGCCAUCAAUCUGGGAUUGGGUACCAUUCACUAACUAUACUGGACGAGAUUAUUUCUUUAACGUGGAUGAGUGGUUUUAUUUUGGCAGUCGUCUCAAUCGAACAUAUGUAGAUGAUCUCUCAUUAAGUGUAUCUAUAGAAGACUCAACUAUUCCACUGAUAGUAUAUGAUCAUACAUAUGCCAUUAGGAGUGUCUUUUAUAGUUUUGACUCCUCGUAUAAACCUGCUGAUUCUGACUUCCAGCCUCCUCCUAACUGCAAUGACAGCUAUGGAGGCAACAAACAAGUUUCUCCAAUGCUUGAGCUGAUCAAAGGCAACAAAAGGAAGCAAAGACUAUUCUUUUUGUAAAAAUAUGUGAUUGAGUAAUUUAUUGUAAAGACAGAAUUAUAUUUUUUUGAUUUUAUUAUGCUAAUGUUGCAUUAUGGAAACUGAAUGUGAAUGAUUGUUUGUGUUAGUUGCUUUUUUUCAAAUAUCGCACAUUGUUGUGCACACUCACAAAUAAUCCACAUGUAUCUAUUGUGUUAUCAUGUAUGAUGUAUGGCUUGAAUAAAUAGGGGAGACUCCUUGUGGUUACUUAUCUGACACUACUCCCUGACCUUAGAUCUGACCUACCUGUCACCUGCUUCAUCUUUCUUUUAGAUCACUCACAAAUAAUCCAAAGGGAUACUCCUUGAGGUUACCUACUGACACUAUUCCUUGACCUUAUAAAGCUGACCUGACCUGUCACCUGCUUCAGUUUUCUUCUGGAUCCUCUCUGACUACUCUUGCUAGACUAUAGUAACUCCAAGAAGGAUGCAUUGCUCUUACAGCUUUCUUCUGAUUUCCUCAAUAUUAAUGGGACUUGUGUUGGCAGACACUCCUUCACAGCCCAAAAUAUCAGAAACCUUUUCAACUUGGUAUGUCAGUGAAGUGUUUAACAUGCAAAACAGUACAAUUGAAUCUAUCUAUGAAGAACAAGGUUUCAUUCAAAGGGACUUUCAGGGAGGUAGGAUGCUGUUGAAUGGAACCGUAAAAUUUGGUGAUGAUUAUUUGGUUUUCUCAACACUCACUAUAUCAGAUAAAGUUUAUCAUACAUCCUGGGACUUAAGUAAUUCAAGUAAUGGUGCCAAAAGCUGCCGCAUGGAGUCCGGUGCUCUACCCUUGCAACCAACUUGGGAUUGGGUUAAUGAGACCAAUUACACUGGCAAUGCAGGCAACAUGGACAUAUGGACAAGCAAGUAUCCUGAUUUGAAUUUUACUCAAAUACUCACUGUACCAGCAAAUAAUCCUAACAUACCCUUGGAAUUUACGAGCAUUUCUUUGCCGUUUUAUACUGACAAAGCUAUUUACAUUGGUUUUGAUCCCACAUACAAGCCAAACGACUCUGAUUUUAAAAUACCUCAGGAUUGCUCACCUGAUAAAGAUAUCUCUUCCUUUCAUGAUCGUUUUCUCCACAAAUACAUCAAAAAAGACAAAAUAAUGUACUUGUCCAAAAUUUUGAAGAGGAAGGCGGGCUUUCGUAUUUGAACUGAUUAAUUAUGACGUUGUGGUUUAGUAAAUAUUUUGUCAUUUUAGUUAGUGAUAGGAAUUUUUUUGUAUUCAAUCAUUGUAAAAUUCAUAGUCAAAAACAA